Molecule: messenger RNA, 1372 nt
Organism: Salvia hispanica
Lineage: Eukaryota; Viridiplantae; Streptophyta; Magnoliopsida; Lamiales; Lamiaceae
Source: RefSeq, a predicted model, not a curated record
AUGGCUAACGAAGAGAAUUUGCGGAAGGCUCUAUGUCCUCAAAAUGACUUGACCACCGUGAUGAUUUUGCUUGAGGAGAUUAUAAGGAACUACCAAAUUAACUUGUUGCUUAUCUCUUUUAUGAUCACAAUGAUCUGCCCUCAAAACCGCAAGCGUAAACGUUGGGAUCGACUAGGUCAGUCAGCGGUUCUAGAUUCUAUCCCGGCUCAUGUACGCUAUUUGGAUAGACUUGUGCGUGUAACAGAUAGGGCUUGUGUGGAUAAUUUAAGAAUGGAUAGGAACACCUUUGGGCGUCUCUGUCGUAUUCUCCGUGACCGGGUAGGCUUAAUUGAUCAAAAACUAGUGACUGUGGAAGAACAAGUAUCUAUGUUCUUGUGUGUGCUAGCACAUCACAAGAAAUCCCGCAUAGUAGGAUUCAAUUUCAUGCGAUCAUCUCAAACCGUUUCAAAAUAUAUACACACUGUACUCCGUGGAAUUCUCACGCUGCAUAGCCUUUUUUUGGUGAAGCCCAAGCCAAUAGAUGAGGCUUGCUCUGACCGCAGGUGGAAUUGGUUCAAGGGUUGUCUAGGCGCUUUAGACGGUACUUAUAUCAAUGUUCGUGUGCCAAUUGCUGACGUUCCCCGUUACCGUAAUCGAAAGGGUCACAUCACCACCAAUACACUGGCCGUUUGUGACCCACAACUCAGAUUCAUUUACCUCCUUCCAGGAUGGGAAGGAUCAGCGGGUGAUUCAAGGAUUUUAAGGGAUGCUAUUACCAGACCCUUAGGUCUCAAAGUGCCUAAAGGAUGCUACUACCUCUGUGAUAAUGCAUACCCAAAUGCCGAAGGUUUCUUGACACCAUACAAAGCUGUCCGUUACCAUCUUAAGGAAUGGGGCGUCGGAAGACAAGCACCCCAAACACCCGAAGAGCUGUUCAACCUUAGACACUCCAAGGCGAGGAAUGUCAUCGAAAGAUCAUUCGCGGUGCUGAAGAUGAGGUGGGGUAUCCUACGAUCAGCAAGCUUUUACCCGAUUAAUGUUCAAACCGGCCUGAUAAUCGCAUGCUUUCUACUACACAAUUUCAUACGAAUUCAAAUGGUGGAUGAUCCCGUUGAGGCCGAAUUGGAUAAUGAGGCGGAUAUUGAUGAUGAAAGUGACAAUGAACCACUGUUAGGCGGGGAUAAUAUUAGUAGCGUGGAACCAUCGGCGUCGUGGAUAAAAAAAAGGGAUGAUCUAGCAAGGGCAAUGUGGGCCGACCGAAAUCGUGGUUAAGUUGGGGUAUCGGUGCAUAAUUUUUUUAUGUAUUACUGCCUUAGUUUAAGUUUUGUCAUCGUGACUCCAUUCUUCUUAACAUCUUCCGUUUUGUUGUAUUAAUUCAUGAUACUUACUUUUG